[Candida] anglica is the source of this 510-nucleotide messenger RNA. Lineage: Eukaryota; Fungi; Ascomycota; Pichiomycetes; Serinales; Debaryomycetaceae. The record is from the annotation of a GenBank genome assembly.
AGAAUAAUGACAAUUGAAACAGAAAAAGUUGAAAUAAUUGAUAAUGUUGUAGGUGGAGGAGUUGAAAAGGUUGAAGUUGAAAAAAUUGUGGAAAAAGUUGAAGAACCAAAAGUUGAAGGGGAAGAAAAAGAAGAAGUAAAGGCGGCUGAUGAAGAAGGUUCAAAGAAGAGAGAACUUGAAGAUGGUGAUAAGAAAAAGAAAAAGAAACAAAGAAGACGUCAAUAUGAAGAUGACGUUCCCAAGGAAACCAAGUCUGAAGAUGAAGAAGAAAAGGAUGAUGAUGACGAUGAGGAUAAUUUGGGAGUUGAUGAAGAAGAAGACGAUCUUGUAGAGAUUGAUCAAUCUAAUAUUAUCACUGGUGGUAGACGUACCCGUGGUAAAGUGAUUGAUUUUGCUGCCGCAGCUGAAAAAUUGAAGAAGGAGGAAGGUACUAUUGAGGAAGAAGAGGAAGAAGAUGGAGAAUUUGAAGAAAAGAAGUUGUAGGAUAGGGUUUGUAUUAGCUAUAGAAAA